AUGUUAUGCUUUCACAUUUUAUCACUCUUGACCCAAAAAUGUUAUUUAAAAAAAAAUAAAACUGAAAUUGAGACAAAAGGCAGAGAAUUCACUUACGAAGUCGUGCAGGAGCUGGUCAUAGCAGAGACCUUACGCAAGUAUCCCGUCUUGCCUCACAUUUCCCGCGUUUCACGCAAUUGCUAUCCAGCGAUGGGAAUUCGACAUUUCUGUAUUGAACCUGGUCAGAUGGUACUUAUCCCCGUGUAUGCCAUACACCACGAUCCAGAUCUGUAUCCAGAACCGGAAAAGUUUAUCCCCGAGCGUUUUACCAUCGAAAAUAUGCGACAACGUCCCACUGCCUCGUGGUUGCCCUUUGGAGAUGGUCCCCGCAAUUGUAUUGGUAUGCGAUUUGGCAAGAUGCAGACGAUCAUUGCCUUGGUUCAAUUGCUGCGACGCUUUGAGUUCAGUGUCUGUCCACGCACAGAGUCCAAAAUGGAGUUUGUCAAGCACAACAUAUUGCUCGCGCCGGCCACUGGAAUCUAUCUGAAAGUUGAAGAGAUUAGAAAAUAGGAGAAAAUACAUAUGUAAGAAAAACUC
This is a messenger RNA of Drosophila sulfurigaster albostrigata, 576 nucleotides long. RefSeq names its product cytochrome P450 6a22-like. The transcript is spliced from 3 exons. The record is from RefSeq and is a predicted model, not a curated record. NCBI's taxonomy places the organism in Eukaryota, Metazoa, Arthropoda, Insecta, Diptera, Drosophilidae. Bases 1 to 549 code for a protein of 182 amino acids. Gene Ontology annotation, molecular function: monooxygenase activity; heme binding; oxidoreductase activity, acting on paired donors, with incorporation or reduction of molecular oxygen.